Erinaceus europaeus (western European hedgehog) is the source of this 1944-nucleotide messenger RNA. RefSeq names its product ankyrin repeat and sterile alpha motif domain containing 4B (gene ANKS4B). Gene Ontology annotation, biological process: brush border assembly. Gene Ontology annotation, molecular function: protein binding. Bases 21 to 1280 code for a protein of 419 amino acids. NCBI's taxonomy places the organism in Eukaryota, Metazoa, Chordata, Mammalia, Eulipotyphla, Erinaceidae. The record is from RefSeq and is a predicted model, not a curated record. The transcript is spliced from 2 exons.
AGCACCGGUGAGCAGAAAAGAUGUCUACUCGUUACCACCAAGCUGCUAGUGAUAGCUACCUGGAACUUCUGAAAGAGGCGACCAAGAGAGAUCUGAAUCUUUCUGAUGAAGAUGGCAUGACACCCACGCUCCUGGCAGCCUACCAUGGGAACCUUGAAGCUCUGGAGAUUAUCUGCAGCAGAGGAGGGGACCCUGACAGAUGUGACAUAUGGGGAAAUACUCCUCUACACUAUGCAGCCUCCAAUGGUCACACUCACUGCGUCUCAUUCCUGAUCAACUUCGGUGCCAACAUCUUUGCCCUAGACAAUGAUCUACAAUCUCCACUGGAUGCCGCUGCCAGCAGAGAACAGAAGGAGUGUGUUGCUCUCCUGGAUAAGGCUGCCACAGCCCAGAAUGUCAUGAACUCCAAGAAGGUCGCCCGGCUGAAGGAGCAGGCACAGAAGAAUGCCAGGAGACAGAUCAAAGAAUGUGAGAGGCUCCAAGAGAAGCACCAAAACAAGUUGGCCCGCACCUACAGCAAAGAGGAAUCCUCUGGGACUCUCUCUUCUUCCAGGGGCACUUCAUCCAGCUCAUCCCUUUCAAAUGCUCCCACUUCUAUCACCUUUGGGUCGAUCUCAAAGGGCAUUAAAGACACCUUCAGGUUAAAGUUCAAGAAGAACAAAGACACAGCAGAGCAAGCAGAGAAGGGGAGCAGAAGCGGGCAGAGGAAUGUGAUGGAAGUGUUCAGAGAGGAGGAGGAGGGAGAGGAAUUCUCAGGGGAUUUCAAAGAGAAGCUUCAUUUUUUAGCAGAGGAGGACAGCGGUACCCAACACGAAUCCAUUCUCAGCCGCCCGGGUCUUGGAAAUAUUCUUUUUAAAAGAAGCACUAUGUUGAGCCCCGAAGAUAUCUCAGACAGCAAGAGGGAACUGGGAUUUAAAAUGCCCAGUGAAUUGUUUCAGAGGCAAGGAGCCGUAGAUGCUGAGGAAGCCGAGACAGGUGAGGGCAGGGAGGAACCAGACCAGGAAUGUGACCUGCCUUGGGAUGAGCACGAAGUGGAGUGGGAAGAAGACGUGGUGGACGCGACGCCCCUGGAAGUCUUCUUGCAAUCCCACCACCUGGAAGAAUUCCUCCCCAUUUUCUUGAGAGAGCAGAUCGAUCUAGAAGCUCUGUUGCUUUGCUCUGAUGAGGACCUUCAGAGCAUACAAAUGCAGCUGGGGCCCAGGAAGAAAGUUCUUAGUGCCAUACAACGAAGGAAGCAGGUGAUCCAACAGCCUGGGCUGCUGGUCGACACCAGCCUCUGAUGAAGUGUGGGGUGCUGGACCGAGAAGGCAGUAAUGGGGUGAUGCUGUGGCCCAUAGGAACCUUUCUGGGCAAUGCCCCCCCUCUAUCCAAAGCAAGACCAGUGGGGAUGUCUUCUAGGAUCUUGAUUAUUUCUACCUGAGAAAGAGGGUCAAAUUCUGUUCUGAGUAAGACUCUGCCUCUCCUAGUGAAUCACCAGUGUGACACUCCAGGGGAUUUGGGGGCAAGAAAAUGACAUUUCUUUCCAACUAUAUUUUUUAUGUCUUUGAGUAUGAAUGACAGAUAUGGGAAAGGACUCCCUUUAUUCCCUAAUUCUGAAGUUAAAAAUUGUCUUUCAUCACACUAGUGUUUACUUUCUGAUCCUCAUGGUUGUGGGGGUUCUCAAUCCAGUUCUGCCCUGAGGACAAUCAUGUCUUCUUAUGUAUCACAUCACUUUCAUUACAAAGUAGAUGCACUACCCAGGUGAGCUACCUUGAUGACUCAGCUCUCCAGUUUUGCCUGUUGGUGGAGGCUAAAGCUUUUCCAUUGGCCUGAGGCUUGUUGCCCAACUUAAAUGUGUCUCACCCUUCAACAGAUGCUUACAAGGAAUGGAAACAGCUCUAUAAUACUUCUGCUUGGGAACAGGGGUAUAAUGGCAGGUAGGGGGGUAUGAGGGAAGAAAUGUUC